This is a messenger RNA of Musa acuminata AAA Group (dessert banana), 930 nucleotides long. RefSeq lists its product as uncharacterized. The transcript is spliced from 3 exons. The coding region runs from base 159 to 758 and encodes 199 amino acids. NCBI's taxonomy places the organism in Eukaryota, Viridiplantae, Streptophyta, Magnoliopsida, Zingiberales, Musaceae. The record is from RefSeq and is a predicted model, not a curated record.
AGAUAAAGGCAGAGAGCUGGAAAGUCCAAUAAAACUAAACCAUCUCUCCUUUGCUGCCUUUUGUCCAUUUCCGACCCUCCAAUACUUAAAACCACUGCACCAAAAGCCUUCCAACUACGUGUAUCAGUACUGACAGCAAGAGGAGAGUCGAGGAAGUGAUGGAGGUUGGUGGAAGUGAGGGAUGGAACUCCUGCUGCUCCAAGUCCUCGAGGGGCUCAAGGAGGUGGGGAAGGAGGAGAUACCAAAAGGAGAGGGAGGAGGCCAUGGGGUGGUGGGGGGAGACCGGUGGUGGGAUGGUGGCCAAGAAGAGGGUCAUGGUGGUGAUCGAUCAGAGUUCGAGGGCCAAGCAUGCCAUGAUGUGGGCACUGACCCAUGUGGCUAACAAGGGUGAUCGCCUCGCCCUUCUCCAUGUUGUCCCUCACGGUGGAGGAGAGGAUGAUGUACCCAACCUUGCAACCCUGCAAGCCCUGUGCAAAGCUUGCAAGCCUGAGGUGGAGGUGGAAGCACUGGUGAUUCAGGGACCCAAGUUGGCAACUGUGCUAAGCCAAGUCAGGAAACUGGAGGCUUCUGUUCUGGUGUUGGGUCAAGCCAAGCCUUCCCCUUUCUCUUGCCUGUUCAGAUGCAGAAGUGAGGAGUUCGUGGAGCAGUGCAUCAACAAAGCUGAGUGUCUCACGCUGGCAGUGAGGAAGCAGAGCAAGGGAGUGGGUGGCUACUUGAUCAGCACUCGGUGGCAGAAGGACUUCUGGCUGUUGGCCUAAUUCACAUCCCCUUCAUCCUCUCUCCCAAAAGAAUGAGCCUCUCCUUCUUUCUGCUGUAGUGAUGCUCACACAUGUAAAGCAUAAUGGCACUGACCUCAACCUCACCUGCCCCGAUCCCAUCACCAUGUUCUUCUGCUGAAUUCUCAUUAGCAAUGAAUGCAUGUUUGAUGGA